This is a messenger RNA of Entelurus aequoreus (snake pipefish), 967 nucleotides long. It is a transcript of the gene ino80e, whose product is annotated as INO80 complex subunit E. The record is from RefSeq and is a predicted model, not a curated record. The transcript has 8 exons. Gene Ontology annotation, cellular component: nucleus; Ino80 complex. NCBI's taxonomy places the organism in Eukaryota, Metazoa, Chordata, Actinopteri, Syngnathiformes, Syngnathidae. Gene Ontology annotation, biological process: chromatin remodeling. Bases 69 to 779 code for a protein of 236 amino acids.
GCUCCGCCCUCUCACGCAUGCAUAACGUACAGUGACGUGUAGGCGCAUCAUGGCGUAAACAAAACAACAUGUCGCUGAGACAGAGUCAAGGAAGAGAAAUGAACGGUCAAUCGGACGUGGAAGUCGAUUACAAGCGGAAGUACAGAAAUCUCAAACGGAAGUUGAAAUUUCUCGUUUAUGAACACGAAUGCUUCCAAGAGGAACUGAGGAGGGCACAGAGAAAACUCCUGAAAGUCUCCAGAGACAAAAGCUUCCUUCUGGACCGGCUGAUGCACUAUGAGAGGGUGGACGAAGACUCCUCAGAUUCCGAUGCAACUGUUUCUUCGGAAAACAGCGAGGGAGAAGUGCUCCGGGAGAGGGAAAGAGAGCGAGAAGGAGCAAAGAAGCGAAGAAGUAACCCAAGCAUAUGUCUACCAUCGUCAUCCUCGUCGCCUCAUCUCUCUCUGCUGUCCCGUCCAGGUGGACCAUACCUCAACGCCAUGCCCUUCCCACCAGAGUAUUUGGCUCCACAGUCUGAACGAGUGAAGAAAGAGAGGAAAACAAAAGUGCCCAAAAGCAAGAAAGACACCACCGGGAAGAUGGCGGCUAAUUACCCAUCGUGCCCGGCGGUGACGGCUGCUUCGGCGGCCAGCGGGCCUUUCAGCUGGGUCCCCAGACAGAUGCUCAGCGGGGACGCUGCCGAGGAGGAAGGAGAGAGUGACUGCGACAGCGACAGAGGAGAUGAAGACAGAGGCGAGGGAGACGAAGCAGAGCUAGUCAUUGACAUCCCUAACGAGUGAGCUUGACUCAGUCUGUGUGUGUGUGUGUGUGUGUGUGUGUGUGUGUGUGUGUGUGUGUGUGUGUGUGUGUGUGUGUGUGUGUGUGUGUGUGUGUGUGUGUGUGUGUGUGUGUGUGUGUGUGUGUGUGUGUGUGUUGCAUAAGGAGAGGUUGGGCUGGAUUAAAGUGAUUUGUUGAAAGAGAAAAUACA